Molecule: messenger RNA, 600 nt
Organism: Bombus impatiens (common eastern bumble bee)
Lineage: Eukaryota; Metazoa; Arthropoda; Insecta; Hymenoptera; Apidae
Product: probable serine/threonine-protein kinase DDB_G0276461
Exons: 3
Source: RefSeq, a predicted model, not a curated record
CGCACCGUUGGCCGAUCAUCAUCACCGUCGCGCAUCAUGUUUGGAACGAAACUGCGCACAUGGAUGGAAGCACAUAUCGUGCGAUCGAAAAAGAAAAAGGACCGAAAGGGCAAGGGGGAAAAGGGUUUCGACUCCAAUUCCAAUUCUCCUCGAAACGGGUCUCACAGGUCUCCCGCGUUGCACCAAGUUCAUCCGGUAGAUUCGCCGUCGAGGAACGUGGACGAAAUUCGAUUGCACGGAGAGGAUGGUAAUCGGUGCGGUACCGUGACCGCGUCCUCUGGUACGUCCGCGGGCACCGGUAGCGUCAACCUCUCUUCUCCGGAAAGCGCCUACAGUACCGGAUACUCGACGGACGGUACCUCACCCGGGACCAGUUAUCCGCCGGAAUAUUACAUCAACAUCAGGACCGGAACCCAUUACUUUCAGAGUAACGCGAACGUCAAUGCCGGCACAGCCACAGGCAACUACAGUAACAACAACAACAACAGUAGCAGCAAGAACAAUAACAAUAAUAACAACGGCAGACCGAAGAAACCGAGCGAUUCGUCGGAUUUGCCGGUCGCCUCCGCUUCUUUGCUCUCAGGACGCAGCAGACAUGGA